Messenger RNA from Danio rerio (zebrafish), 1455 nucleotides. RefSeq names its product cysteine and glycine-rich protein 3 (cardiac LIM protein) (gene csrp3). NCBI's taxonomy places the organism in Eukaryota, Metazoa, Chordata, Actinopteri, Cypriniformes, Danionidae. The record is from RefSeq and is marked validated. Gene Ontology annotation, cellular component: nucleus.
CAGAAAUGGACAUCAUCAGACAGCUCAGCGCUUUAUUUUCACAAACUGAAUCCAUUGACAGCAUACCUAACGCGACUUUGCCAGAACCGACGAUGCCAAAUUGGGGUGGAGGAGCUAAAUGUGCGGCCUGUGAGAAGACUGUUUACCAUGCGGAGGAGAUCCAGUGCAACAGCCGCAGCUUCCAUAAAACAUGCUUCAUCUGCAUGGUUUGUCGUAAAGGUUUGGACAGCACCACAGUUGCCGCACAUGAGUCUGAGAUAUACUGCAAAACCUGCUACGGCAAGAAAUAUGGUCCGAAAGGUUAUGGGUAUGGCCAGGGUGCUGGAGCUUUGAGUUCUGACCCGGUCAAUAAUGAAGAACUUCAGCCUCAAGAGCCCAAAGCUCCACGUCCUGCACCUGCGAACUCAAACUCAAGCAAGUUUGCGCAGAAGUUUGGGAGUACAGAUCGCUGUCCUCGCUGCUCUAAAGCUGUUUAUGCAGCGGAGAAAAUCAUGGGUGCUGGAAAGCCCUGGCACAAAACCUGCUUCCGCUGUUUAUUGUGCGGGAAGAGCCUGGAGUCCACCACCGUGACGGAUAAAGAUGGAGAGCUCUACUGUAAAGUUUGCUAUGCCAAAAACUUUGGUCCGAAGGGGCGGGGCCUGGGGAACCCGGGCAUGGUCGAGGAGAGUGUGUGACAAGUGUAGACCAAUCAAGUGCAACCUCCUAUUCACCACAUGAUAUUUAAACAUGGCUGUCAGUAUUUGCCUCCUAGUGGCAGCUGCAAGAAAAUUAAACACAACAAAAAACAAUCAUAUUUCACUUUGCGCACAUUAUAUCAAUUUUAUCAACAUAUUUCAAUACACCCAAAGCUCGGUUGCAAAACUUUUUAUCCCAAACGACUUUCCAUUGGAGAUUAAAGACCUGCAAAUGUUAGUCGUGUGCAGUGGAAAUGCAGCUUUAUACAUGAAGCUGAAGUGUGGAACUUACAGAAACAACUUACACUUAAUCACGCCAUUUGGUUAAGCCUGUUCCAGUGUGAGGAUGUUUGGUAUAAAGCAGUACAAUGCUGAAAUGUAAAAAAAGUAUUAUGUCCUACUAACAGCUUAGUACAAGACCUAUUUAACUUUCUUCAGUUGAACACAAAAGAAAAUCAUUUGAAGAAUGCUGGUAGCUUGCACCCACUGACUUCCAUAGUAAUUUCUUUUUUUCUAUGGAUGUGAAUGGGUGUCAGAAACCAAGACUGAAGGAAGAAACUCAAAGGUUUACAACUACACGAUGAGGUUAUUUUCAUUUUUGGAUGAACGUAUGAAAGUAUCGUAACAAAGUGCACACUUCAGCUUUAUAUCUGAUCCUAUGUUAAAUCUAGGCACUGAUUACUUCAUAAACUGUAGCACAAUUAUAUAAAUCCUGUCUACUGUACUGUAAUUGUCAUGUCAUAAAAACAUAAAUCAACAUUUAAUAAAGAUAUAAGAUGUG